AGUGGGACGGAGGGAAUCCUAAGGAAGCAAAGGAAAAAAAAUAGAAAAUAAAAAUGAAGAGGGAAAGAGAAGAGGAGGAGGUGGGCGGCGCCGCCAUGUCGCCGUCGUCGCUCGGUCUUCCCUCUACCGUCGCCGGCGGUUCCUCCGCCGCUAGGGUUUUACUUUUACGCCGAGCAACGGAGUCGCCCUCCGGUUUCCCCAGCCUCCGGGCGCCUUCCCCCAUUGUGCGGGCCAUGCGCACCCGUCUCGACCCGCCGCCGCCACCGCUCGCCGCCGCUCCUACCCCUCCUCCUCCUCCUCCGCCGCCGCCACAGAUAAUACCGGAGAAACGGCGGCGGGGGCGCCCGCGUAACUGCGACCGCCUCCUCCAGCCGCCGGGCUUCCUCCUCACUCCGGCACCGCCGCCGACUCCGGCUGCGCACGGGCACGGCCAAUUGGGUGGGCUCCAGCCGCACGUGCUCAAAAUAGAUGUGGGAGAGGAUAUCAUAUCAAAGAUUGUGGGGGCCUCAAAAAUAAUCGGGAAGGCUGUCUGUGUUCUCUCAGUGCUUGGGGUCGUUCAGGAAGCAAAUCUACUACACUCUUCUGUCAUUUUAAAUCAUAAGGGUCCUUUAGAAAUCAUCCGCAUGUUCGGAUCCAUUUGUACAUCUGAUAGCCCUGGAUUUGGGUGCUUAUCUGUGACCCUUGCUUGUGCUGAUUGUUCUGUGGUCGGUGGCGUUGUAGCUGGGCCUCUUGUGGCUGCAACACCUAUACAGGCAAUUGUUGGAAGCUUUUACAAUGAUGCUUUCCGGGCAAACAAGACACCUGGCAUCAAUGCAGGUUACCCCAAUUCUCAGUUUGCCACUGGCUAUUGGGUCACACAUUACCCCAAUUCUCAGGUUGGCACUGGCUUCGGGGUCAUGCGUUACCCCAAUUCUCAUGCUGCAACUGGCAGUGGCUGCACACCUUCUUACCCCAGUUCUCAGGUCGCCGUUGGCACUGGUAGCAUGCGUUGCCUGAAUUCUGAGGUUGCCACUGGCAGUUGGAGCAAACAUGACCCCAAUUCUCAUGUUCCCAUUGGUGAUGGGAGCACUUAUCACUCCAAUUCUCAAGUUACUGCUGGCGAUGGAAGUGCACAUGCACAUCACCCCAGUUCUCAUAUUACUGUCGGCACUUGGAGCACACAUCAACCCAGUUCUAAUGUCAUUGUUGGUGACGGAAACAGAAGUAACGCUACUUCUCAGGCUACUGUUGGUCAUUGGAGAAGACAUCAACCCAAUUCUCAUGCUACCAUUGGCGACAGAAGCUUAAGUAACUCCAAUUCUCAGGAUACUGUUGGCAAUGGGAGCACACAUAAGCCCAAUUCUCAUGUCACUGUUGGUGACGGAAGCCCAGUUGAUGCCAAUUUUCAGGCUAGUGUUGGCCAUGGGAGUGCACAUAUGUCUCUGGCUGCCGUUGGCGAUGGGAGCACAAAUAACACAGAUUCCGAGGUUGGAGUAGGAGGUGGGAGCAUAAGUAAGGGCAAUUCUCAGGGUACCCUUGUUGAUGGGAACACAAAUUGCCCCAAUUCUACGGUUUCUGUUGGCGAUGGAAGGUCCCAUUACCCUAAUUCUAAGGUUACUGUUGGCGAUGGGAGCACUCCAUCCGCCGAAGACUCCAAUCCGAAAUAUGCGUCCUGCACUGUAGUGGAACAGGGUGAAAUAAGGCGAGACGGAUGUGAAGCCCUUGCAGGUGGUGGCUUAACUUAGCAACAGUUUAGGAGAUUUAACUCAACCGGCAAUAUGUUUUUCCUCCAAAGGGAAUCGAGAAGUACAUGUGUUAGACAGCAAAGCUGUUGCGAAUCACCAGAUUAUCUCUGGGAUUUGUAGGAAGUUUUUUAGUUGAGAAGCAGUUGGGUUCUUUGUAGGAAGACUGUAAUGUUAGGCCUCCCAAUUGAGAAUGGUGCCAUGGUGGUGCGGUUGGUUAUAGCUGUUACAGCAAUUGCUAAUAGCGUUAGACUUGUGGUGAGCUGUGUCGGUAUGUUGAGCAUUGCCAAAUGGUAUGCUGGGCUGAAUUGAGUGAUAUGAUCUGCAAGGGGGCAGGUGUUGGUGAGAUGUUGCAGGUUAUUAGACGAGAUUGUGCAAGGCAUAAUCUUGGCCCCGUUUGUUUCCGCUUGUAUGCGGCUUAUCGGUGGAAAUAAGUGAGAAUCCCG
This is a messenger RNA of Setaria italica (foxtail millet), 2167 nucleotides long. Its product is annotated as AT-hook motif nuclear-localized protein 14. The record is from RefSeq and is a predicted model, not a curated record. The coding region runs from base 54 to 1724 and encodes 556 amino acids. Lineage: Eukaryota; Viridiplantae; Streptophyta; Magnoliopsida; Poales; Poaceae. The transcript is spliced from 5 exons. Gene Ontology annotation, molecular function: minor groove of adenine-thymine-rich DNA binding.